Chara braunii is the source of this 5967-nucleotide messenger RNA. Lineage: Eukaryota; Viridiplantae; Streptophyta; Charophyceae; Charales; Characeae. The record is from the annotation of a GenBank genome assembly.
GGGCAAGACGGCAGCAGAAAAAGGAAAAGACAAAGUUGCAAGCACCUCCGCUACACCCACAUCCACAAUGACCUCCAAAGACCCCACGCCGGCAAUGGACCCUUCGCUGUUCGUUCCACAAGACAAGGCGAGGCAGGACAAGUUGCAGAGGGAGAAGCAUGUGUGGAAGUACGCAGAACAGGGUCAAGAAGCCGGGGAGAAAGGGAGAGGCGAGUAUUGGGUGGGGUGUCGGUUGUGCAUGCAGAUUUGGAGGGGCACGAGCUCAAGAGCGGUGGAACAUUACCUGAAGACGCAAAAGCCGUGUCCAUCGCGCACAGGGGAAAUGGUGAAUGAGCUCGUCAACUCCAGGGGGAAAGUGCUGCCGGGUGAUAAGAAUACGCGGUACUGGCUGAAGAAUUACAGGCCGCUGCAUGGGAUUCCAGAAGGGGGGGUCGAUCAGACGGAGAAGGCCGACGAGGUGGUCGAAGUUCCCGCAUACCUUGAGGCACAGCCACCGCCCACUGCGGGCAGGGCUGCUCCACCAUGUGAUGCAGGGGAUUUGCACAAGGAGAAUGCUUUGGAGGCGGCGGGGGGUGAGGCGUCGGGGUCGAACACACAACUGUCCUCAUUGCAGCAGUCAACAAUAAGGAGGUGGGUGGACAACGAUGCGGAGAAGAAACUGGACAUUGCAUGGGCGGAGGCCAUGUUUCGUGCUGGGAUCCCGUUCAACUUCCUGAACUUCGAUACCACCCAGAAACUCCAUGAAGUGUACCUGCAGGUGGCAAAGUCAAGACCGCAGAAGACGGUGGAGCAGUUGACGACUUGUUGGGAUGUGAGCGGGUGUACUUUCAUCACAGACGGAUUGAGUGAUCGUCGGGAGCGGCCCGUGAUGAACUUCUUGGCAGCUGGGGUGGAUGGGGCGGUUUUGGUGGCGAUGGUGUCAAUGUCCGGGAGGAAGAAGACCGGACCUGUAUUGGCGAAACUUUGGGAGCAGAUCAUGAGGGAAAUCGGACUGCGUCGAAUCAAUGCGAUCUGCACUGACAACACGGAGGUCGACAAAAGGGCGGCUCAGAUCCUGGAGCGACGAACGAACAAGGAGGUAGCAAGGAUUUUGUGGCUUCCUUGCGCUGCGCAUUGCCGCAGCCUUCUCUUACACGACCUCAGCAAACUCGAUUGGGUGAAGCACACCGUUAAGAGGGGUCACACAAUCGUCAAGUUCAUCAGAAAUCACCACAGCACAAACAGUCUAAUGAUGACAGUGGACAAUUCGCUGUCUCUUCUUCGGCCCACGAAGGUGCGCUUCGGGUUAGUCUACCGAAUGUUGGAGAGGAUAUACGACAGGAGGGCGGUGUUGAAGGACAUGGUCAACGGUCGGAAUGCAAUAAAGUGGAAUGCGAUCCGAUGGUCCACGUCGAAGUUGAGGGCCAGAUCGGAUCUGGUGUACUUCACAUUGAGGAGUGAUCAGUGGUGGACGGGGUUGAACAAGGUGGUUGAGGUGAUGGAGCCCGUGUACGGCCUCUUGAGGCGGAUGGAUCAGGAUGGUACCGGUCCCACAAACCUUGUCGAGUAUGACGACAUGAUAGAGAGGAAGCUUAGCCAUGUCGUUCUUACGGUGGAGCAUCGGGCGAGCGUGAUGGAGAAAGUCAAAGAUCGCAUGAAGAUGAUGCGGCAGCCCGCCCACGCAGCAGCCUUUCUUUUGGACCCUCGCAGGAGAGAACCGAGGUGGUUGCAUGACCAAGACAGUGCGCUUGUGCAGAAUACCAUGCGCUUUCUCUCAUGGCAGGUUGGAGAUGUUGACAAGAAGACACCGCCAGAAUGGUGGGCAGCACACGAUGGCGACGUGCCCGAAUUGCAGAAGGUUGCGAUCAAGGUUAUGGGCAUGUGGAGCACCGCAUCACCGACGGAGAGGAACUGGGCUUCCAUGGACUUCAUCCAUUUCAAACGGAGGAACAAGUUGUCACCAGAAAGGUUGGCGAAGCUAGUGUACAUACACUGGAACAUGCAGCUACUGCGUGUUCCAGAGACUAAGAACAACGGAUUUGUGGACUUGUGGUGUGACUUCGUCGAGCCCGCCCCGGAGCCUGAAGAGAACGAUGGAUCGGUGUCGAAGGGGCCCGAGGAUGAGGCUGAGAAGACAGAGGAGGAGCUUGUACGGGAACGGAGGCUCACAAAGACUCCGAAGGGAAGGGUUCCAAAAAAUCUCAAGGACAAGGACGAAGAGAUCACGGAUGACAGUGAUUUGGAUGACGAGCUGUGGAAGGGGAAGUGCGGAUCGUCGGAGGACUCGAGUGGCAGCGAAGAGGAUGACAACGAUGACUCCGAUUUCGAGCUACGACCGGAGUCGUCCGUCCCAGGCACGACGUACGUCGGAAGGAGGCGGACCAGACGACAUCGCAAAGAAGAGCCACGCCUGGCAGCGACGGAGCUCGGGGUGAGGGAAACUGCACUGUACAAGCAAUCUGAUGUCGAGUUCGCACGGAUAGACACGGAUGUCGAGACGUUGCUGGAAACGAGGGUGGACGGAGAUGAGGAGGAUGCGAACCGUGCCAAGGCUAUGGCUGACCGGGAGACCGAACUCGUCAACAAACGUAUGAUGGAGGAGGAGGCCCGUCGUGCAGCUAUCCCAACCCGAAGAGAGAUCGAGAGAGGUCUCAAACAAGCCAGGGAGCCCCAACAGCAUAUCAAUCAGGCAUUGGAGGUUGAGGAAGAAGGAGAAGAGGAGGAGGAGCACCAGGCUGAGGUGGGAGAUUACAUGGAACAGGACGAAGAGGCGGAGGGCAUGGUGCAACCACAGUCGGGAGAGGAGAUGGAGCACCAAGAAGAAGAGGAAGGCACGGUGCAAGGCGGGGAGGAAGAGGAAAUGCAGCAGGAAGAGGAGGGGGAAGGACUGGCGCAGCAGAAGAUGCAGCAUGGCGAGGUCGGUACGGGCCGCGAAGACGAGCCCCAUCCCACAACGACAGCAGUCUACACACGCAGGCCCCGACUGCCGGAGUUUCUGGAGUCCGAGGAGAAGAUACCGGAAUUCCCCGCAAUGAGGGAGGAUGUCCAGCAUGACAACCUGUGGAGGGGCGGUGCUGCCGGUGGAGGUGCUGCUGAUGGAGUGGAGGUCUGCAAGGAGAGUUGGAGGAGGAGAAGGGAGGCAGCCAUAGCUGAGGGCUGGGAGCUUUUUGCCCCACCGUUGCGAGUGUGCUGUGUAUGUGGGCUGGUGCUGCGGUGGGAAGGCUGCGUCAGGGGCCGGACGGUGCGGCAAGCGGCACCUAUUUUAGUGGGGUUAUGCUGCCGGACUGCCGCCUCGGCGUCAAGACCUUCCAAAAGGGAGGUGCUGCCGGAUUUUUGCGGCGGCGGCGUUUGGGUUUACGGCAGUGGUGUGGAAGCGCUGCUGGAUUUUUGCGGCGGCGGCGUUGGGUUUUWCGGCAGUGGUGCAGAAGCGCUGUGUCGUUCCCGAGUUGUCUCUGUUUUUGUUUUGUUUCUCCUGCGUGACAUGGCCGGAAGGCUCUCUUUCGCAAAGGCGAGAGCCGAUGCGCUCGACAACGGUGCUCCCGUUCUCUUCGUCUGGAAGAAGAACAAGGACUUGCGGUUGUGCAUCGAAUAUCGCAAACUGAACACGCAAACCGUCAAGAACGUUGGCCCUCUUCCGCGCAUUGACGACCUUCUCAAACGGUUGGGUGGCGCCAAGUUCUUCUCCAAGCUUGAACUCAAAUCGGGAUAUCACCAACUCGAGAUCUGGCAGGAGGACCGCUAUAAGACCGCGUUUAAGACGCGACAUGGGCAUUUCCAAUGGCUGGUUAUGCCUUUUGGCCUUACGAAUACCUCGGCCACGUUCCAAGCGGCUAUGACAACGGAGUUCCGACACAUGCUGGAUAGAUUUGUACUCAUCUACCUCGACGAUAUCUUGGUGUACGGCCGGAGUUUGGACGAGCAUGUGGAGCAUCUGCGCACCGUUUUGGAAAGGCUACGACAAGCCAAGUUCGAAGCCAACCGCGACAAAUGCAAAUUCGUCUUGGAACAACACGACGACGACGACUGGCAUCCCGUGGAGUUCUUCAGCCACCAGGUGUCUCCCAUCAACUCACUUGAUGAUGCAAGGAACAAGGAGCUGCUCGCGUUCGUGAUGGCUCUCAAGCGAUGGCGACACUUCCUCCUUGGGUGUCACAGGUUCACAUGGGUCACGGAUAACAACCCGUUGACCUACUACAAGACGCAAGAUACAUUGAGCAGCACUAUCGGACGGUGGAUGUACUUCAUCAACCAAUUUGACUUCACACCGAAACAUCUCGCUGGCCUAUCCCAUGGCGCAACAGAUGCACUCUCGCGAAGACCCGAUCUUUGCGCAAUGACACAUCAUGCCUUCGCAUUCGAUGAGGAACUUCGGCGGCAUUUCAUUCGGGGCUACCAGUUUGAUCCAGAUUUCGCCAUGCUAUAUGCGCAGCUAUCUUCGGAUCACCCGCCGGCCAGCGAUUAUCGCAUCUUCGACGGUGUGUUUAUUGGCAAUCAUCCCGCUGCUCCAACUUCCUAUGCAGCUUGCGUUCUGCUCGGACUAGAUGAGCUUCUUGAGCCUGGUGCAGACGGGGGUGCCCGCUGGGAACAUCUUCAGCCAGUUUCACGAAACAGCGUUAGCAAUCAAUUGAAUGGCUGCGUCAAUGUUUCUUCCAUCCACUCUGAUGUCGCCAUGACGAGUGAUGAGUCUGCUGACACGAGGUCUGGCUCCUCAUGCCUGUCGCUUGAAACUGCAUCGGUGUGGAAAGCGGCUGGGUUAUCUGUAUCGGAAAGAAAUGGAAAAGUACCGAUGCUCCCAACGGUGAAGAAACUGGCCAUCAAGGAGCAUCACACAACCAUCUUUACAGGGCGUGAUGACUGUGACCUGGGGAGAAUGGCUGGGAGAACCGGCCUGCAGGCUACGCGGAAUAAUCUGCUGCAAAACAAUGGCAGCCAAGAUGCAGAUGCGCAGAGGAAAGCUUUGGACAUCGCAGAACGCGGCAAUGGAAUUGCAAUGCCAAGAGAACAAGAAGUCGACAAAGGGUCACACAUGGUGGGAAUGGGAGCCCCAAAUGAUGACGAAUCAGGCAUUGAUGACCGCUUCUGGCAGGUGGCAAGGUGUUUGGAGCUGGUGAUGGCGCAGAAGGGCUGGAGUUGGUGCUAUCAAGACAUAAUUUUUCGGCGGCUGAUGCCCAUUCUUCGGAGAGGUCAAGGAACUAAAGCUCAUUGUAGAUCAGCACUUCUGAUCGGUGUCCUAGGAAGAGCGGCCCUUUCACAUGGUCAAAACCUGCAUGGAUUAUCCGAUAUGCGAAAAUGUCUUCAGUCGCUCAUGAUUGACAGUGGAGAUCUUCAGCAGGACAAUGAUCGAGACUCGAGAGGAGGUUGGGUGGAGGACACAGUCGUAGAUGAUCAAGCAGCAUCCUCAGGCUUGGCACAUGCAGUAGUAGUACCACCUAUCGAACCAGCGGAUGGCGAAAUGUGGCCCAAUGUUUCAGCGACAGGCUUUCGCAGUGGGAAAGGCUUUCUCUUUUUGCACGGAAGUGUAAACCAGGUGAACCAGGCUGUAUCUUGUAUUGCAUUCAAAGAUCAGACUCUGAACGUGCGACAGGUGGCACAAAGGGCAUUACAGAUGCUGGAGAUGUCGGUCAGGACGGCUUCGGCAGUUAAGGCUUCCCUGGAGUGCAAUGGCGAACAAGUGUCAGCAAGCAUGAAUGGUCAGACUCAUCAUCCAUGUCCGACUUCGACUUCGUCACUACGGAAUGUGAAGGUAGGUCUCUCUCUGCCAUAAUCGUGACAAUGAUGAUUGCUUUGUGCUGCUGCUGAAUGGCCUUCCACGAUUCAGACCCCAAAUUCGAUCUCUGGGUCAGAUGCCCUGGUCAAGAAAAGGUCGAGUUCGUCAAACUCAGAAAAGUCACAGUCGGGUACCUCAGCAGUCUGGUCCAACAGGCACCCAGCAAACAGUCACAUCUCAGGGACAAGAGUCACGUCUCAUAAUAAAAAGCCAAUUUGAAG